Acanthocheilonema viteae is the source of this 1200-nucleotide messenger RNA. NCBI's taxonomy places the organism in Eukaryota, Metazoa, Nematoda, Chromadorea, Rhabditida, Onchocercidae. The record is from the annotation of a GenBank genome assembly.
AUGAAGGGAAUACGUCGGCGUGGUGUCGGUUGCCAUCAAUCAAUCAAUCAUGUUGGACUGGGUGGAGUGGCAGGCGGACAGACAGCCCUUUCUCUGUCUCUCUGGAGGAGAAUCCCCUGGCAUGGACAAAUGAGGAAGAAGCAGGCGAAACCCGCGAAACGGAUUGCUGGUGGAGUGUUUCCGGAGGAAGAUGGCUCGCCGGGAGAUUCCCGAGAGUUGCUUUCUCCGGCAUGGCAUUCUCCGUCAUCUUCCUCUCCUCCUCAUACCAGAAUCAUAUCAGCAACAGAAGAAUCGGAUAAUUCGAUCGGAAGUCCUUUUUGCGCAUCCGCUAUGCGGGAUGCGGAGGACGUCUUCCACAAUGAUGCUCCUCCCUUGAAACUUCCUAAGCAUGAGCCGGAUGAUUUUGGGAGAUGUAUUGGAGAGUGUGCGCGAUUUCUCAGAUCGCAGUUUGCUCAUUGCGGGUUCGCUAAUGGACAGAGCCAUCCUAUUCCCGCAAGCUGUCCAAUCCCCAUCAUUUCUGGUGCCAAUGACUACAAUAAGCCUUUCCUUUCCCCGUUCACUGCGAUUGGAAAUUUCGCGCAGAGCAGUUCAUUUGAUAUUCCGUGUUCAAGUGUUUCCCGAACCGACGGAUCUACCUGGUCAGCAGAUUUGGAAUCUCCGCUGAAACGUUUGGAACGAUGUGUGUGGGCCAAUAGUGAGGCGGAAUGUUCGACUUUUGGACUUUACAGAAGCAGCAGACCACCCGCGUCGGCAAGAUAUGCUUUGACUCAAUCGCGUACUAAUGCUAAUUCGAUGAAAUUACGCCUUGGAUGCGAUUCAACAAAGGCAUCAGCAGCAGAUGCUUUAGGUGAACUGUCGCAAUUGGUACAUCGAAUUGGUACGACAAAAUUACCGGUACCAGCAACGCCCAACAAAUGUGUUUCUAACAGUAUCACUAGUAAUAUUUUCACAUGCCUAAAAUGUGCUCAUCGAUUUGAUACACUUGAUGAAUUAGUGCUUCACAUCAGUACAACAAAACAUUUCACACGCGGUUCAACCAAAAAUUCUGACGCUGUAGCACCAUGGGAAAGAGAUCGAGCGGCAGCAGAUUUCGAGAAACAGAUGACUUCAUCGAAUUUUCUAGCAUCGUUAUUUUAUGCACAAAAAUGUCUUAAAGUACCACAAGAUCUAUCACAAAAAAGCAUCGACAAUAAUGUUUGA